AUGGAAACAUCCAGAAAGCAGAUUCUGAUGCCUCGGAAUCUGUCAGCAGCUAGUCCUCAGACAAUGGGCAGUCUGGCGUUUGUCUUAAUGCCAACUGCGCAUACGGGGGUCCGGCGAUCAUCGCCCAACCUGACGAAUUCACUACCAUCGACUGUUAGGAAUGAGGCCAAUUCGCCUUUGGUUCAAGUGUGGAACGGAGCCGGCGUCAAUUCUGGAGCUGCCAUUGAACCCAAUUCACAUUACGCUGCCUCUGGCCUUCGGGUCAGCGUAAACACCAUCGCCGCCGCUCCCGUCUGGGAUACACAGCAGUUGGAGUCCCUCCCCUCAGCGGGAAUCAGUCCCGAAAUGGCAAUAAGACAAUUCAAAAAUAAACGUACCGCGCAUAAGCUCACCGAAAUUCUCAACUACCCAAAUAUCUAUUUUGUUGGACACAACGCUGAUAAGCGCCAAGUUGUACCCGGAAGUGAACAGAAUUACGGUUUUGACGAUGACCAAGGUUCGUACAUCCACACCCCUCACGACUACGUCGCCUACAAUUUCGAGGUGUUGAAGAAUCUGGGAAAGGGUAGUUUCGGUCAGGUGGUGAAGGCAUUUGACCAAAUGACCAGCACAUUUGUCGGCCUAAAAAUGGUGCGGAAUGAGAGGAGAGAGAUUCGCACUUCGGAACUGCUUCGAGGCCAGGAUUUAGACAAUAGCCGCAACGUGGUGCAUUUGCUAAAGCAAUUCACUUUCCGUGAGCACACAAAGAAUUCUCAGUUGCCGGCAGCAGCAGUUGCCGCUGUCUCCAGACUGCCUCUUGACGCUGCAGUCCCCACCGGGAUUGAAGGCAUGCGCAGCAAGCAAAAACGUCGAAGGCUCUCUUCGACCACUCAAGUGAUUACAAGCAACCGCAUGAUAUCGGCUGCCUCUACCGAUCAACAUCAGGCUGGGAAGGCACCCGAUCUCAAAAGACCG
Mesocestoides corti is the source of this 954-nucleotide messenger RNA. Lineage: Eukaryota; Metazoa; Platyhelminthes; Cestoda; Cyclophyllidea; Mesocestoididae. The record is from the annotation of a GenBank genome assembly.